AGAGGUCAGGCGUUCGACUUCCGGCAAACAAACCGUUUGGGUUGCGUGGCAGGUGGUUUGUUCCCUUUCUGGCAUGGCGACGGCGACGGGCACGGUACUGCGCCGGUGCGGCCGGGUGGCAGUGGCACGGCUGAGCACCACGCCGGCCGCGCUGAGCGGCGGCGGCCUGCCCACCGUCAUGGAGCGGCACGGCAACCGCCAGGUGAUCGGCUACGGCUACAACGGCGAGCCCAACUACAUGGACCGCGUCGACUACCCGAUCCCGGCCGUCCGCUUCAAGGAGGAAACGCCACAGAUCAAGGCUCUGCGUGAGAAGGAGAAGGGCGACUGGAAGAAGCUGACGCCGGAGGAGGUGCAGGAGCUGUACCGCGCCACGUUCUGCCAGUCUUUCGCCGAGAUGCAGGCGCCGACCGGCGAGUGGAAGCUGGCCUUGGGCGGCACGCUCAUCGCCUGCUCGAUGGCCAUCUGGGUCUACCUCUGGAUGAAGGUCUACGUGUACGACACCAUGCCGGACACCAUCACCAACCCGGAGAAGGUGGAGGCGCAGGUGCAGCGCAUGAUCGACCUGCGCAUCAACCCGGUCGAGGGCGUCAGCUCCAACUGGGACUACGAGAAGAGCCAGUGGAAGAACUAGCUGGCGCCGCCGCCGGCGUGGGGUGGGAUUGGCUGUGACCGGAAGCGGAGGGUGGCGGGCGAGGCGAGUUUCUGGCGCGGCUGUGUCGGCUGUAGUGGGUCUCUAAGGCCCGGUGUAGGUGUCGCGGUCACGGGCCGCCGUGGCCAGGCGACGAGGCGGAGCUGAUCGCUUUGUAAUCUUUUAUAUGUAUGGGCUGUGGCGCUGUGAAGCAUUGUGGUUGGGGCCGGAUGGGGCAGGAAAGCCGCCCGUGUACUUAAAAUUAUGCAAAUAAACUUCCCAAUAUGAUUGGGCCAUGAUUCGUA
Messenger RNA from Pollicipes pollicipes, 936 nucleotides. RefSeq names its product cytochrome c oxidase subunit 4 isoform 1, mitochondrial. Bases 74 to 634 code for a protein of 186 amino acids. The transcript is spliced from 4 exons. NCBI's taxonomy places the organism in Eukaryota, Metazoa, Arthropoda, Thecostraca, Pollicipedomorpha, Pollicipedidae. Gene Ontology annotation, cellular component: respiratory chain complex IV. Gene Ontology annotation, biological process: mitochondrial electron transport, cytochrome c to oxygen. The record is from RefSeq and is a predicted model, not a curated record.